Molecule: messenger RNA, 306 nt
Organism: Alternaria ventricosa
Lineage: Eukaryota; Fungi; Ascomycota; Dothideomycetes; Pleosporales; Pleosporaceae
Exons: 2
Coding region: 1-306 (101 amino acids)
Source: RefSeq, a predicted model, not a curated record
AUGCCGACCGAAUCGAAGAUCGCUGUUGUCUCUAAGAUACAACAAGAGAUACAACGCAGCAGGGAACUGUUCGCUUCCAGUCUCAAGCAGUUUCACAACUUCGAGAAGACCAGCGACGCGAUCAAAGCAGCCAAGAACAUAUUUGAGCUACAUCAAUCACCUAUGAGCGAGUCGAGCGAUAUUCUUUUGGAAGAACUAUGUGCACUGAACGACCAUUUGGAGAAUUGGAAAGCAAAACGCGUGCUCAUCACAGAAGACGCAGUCCUCGAGAAGGAAUGGAAGAACAUCAAAGACAUGGGCGACUAG